Messenger RNA from Bathycoccus prasinos, 1722 nucleotides. RefSeq lists its product as hypothetical. The transcript has a single exon. The record is from RefSeq and is a predicted model, not a curated record. NCBI's taxonomy places the organism in Eukaryota, Viridiplantae, Chlorophyta, Mamiellophyceae, Mamiellales, Bathycoccaceae. The coding region runs from base 1 to 1722 and encodes 573 amino acids.
AUGAAGCAUUUCCCCGAGAAAUGCUCCACUUUUAUCUCACGCUUUGCGCGGUUUUUGAAGACAACGACGACGAAGAGAAUGACGGCCGUUCCGGACGCGCACGCGAACAACGCGAAACUGCUCUCGUUUCUGUUCGCGUUGCUCGCUCUGAUCGUGCUUUUACUCGCAGCUUCAAAGACGACAAACACGACGAAAGAUGUCGAAAAUGAGGACGAGAACGGCGCUUUACUCAAGCGCUCGGAUGCGAGCGCGUUGCUCAAAAACGUACCCGAAAAUGACGAUAUGCGUAAGAAAACGUACUGCGCGAAAGUCGCCAACGUUGGCGAGUGGUUUUUCGGCGAAACCGCGUGCGAAUACGCACAGAUGGAGAUGGAUUUUGCGCACUCUUUUGAUGCCUGUGAUGAGGGUGAUGAGGCAAGUGGUUGGUGGUUCGAGCGAAGGCGGAGAAGAGCGAGAAGGAAAGAAGCGAAAGCGUGGGUCCCGGACGAAGGGUUAAUGGACGCGUGCCAGUUUUUUAGGUUUGCGUCUGCGACGAUUCAGACGAGUAGGAGUAGUUUUAGUAGUAGUAGUACGAGCGUAGCGAUCGAUACCGACGCGACGGCGACGGCGGUCGAGGUUGCGAAAGAAGCGCGAGAAGAAGAAGAAGAAGAAGUUAAAGAAGAAGUUCGAGAUGAAAACGCGGAAAACGAUUUCGCGAUUCAACGAAUGAUGCGCGGAAGAGAUGCGCUGUUCGUUGGAGAUAGUCAAGUUCGUCACGUGUACGCGGCGUUUUUGCGCCUCGCGGCCAUCGGCGACGCGCACGAGGCGCACUUGCAUCCGCUGCAACGGCCGAAGAAAUUGAAAAAUUCGCCCUUCAAUCGGAAGUAUCGCGCGUACGCGGCGAAAAUCGCUCGGAAAUCGAAAGGAGACGUCGUAAACGGAGAGGAAGUUUUAGAGGAAGAAAACAUCGAAGCCGAGGUCGUUGGUGAUAUUCCGGGUGAUAAGCGCGCGAAAACGGAUCCACUUAAACACCGAAACUGGACGUUUGCUAUUCAAGGCGGCGGCGUCGCGCACUUCGUCUGGGCGCCGGAAGCCCGAGACGUGGUCGAGGUCGUCAAAGAGCGCUUACUCUUAGACUCCGACGGCGAAUCGACCAAAGACUCGAAGUUUGCCUCCCCGGACUUCCUCGUCGCCGGCGUCGGGUUGUGGCACAUGCUUCACGAAGCCGAUGCGAACGAUUUCCAACGCCAAAUCGCCGAAGUUAAAGCGCUGUUAGACGACAUCGAUUUCAAAACCACCGUGCCGUUUUGGUUGACCGUGAGUAAACCGGGCCCGUCGCACUUGAUGAACUCAGUCAAAAAACAAACCCACUUAACCGAGGACAGUUGGGCCUCGUACCGCGAAGCGACCGAAAAAGAGUUCUCCGACGACGUCUCGCAAACAUUAGCCAUCGAUUUCGGCGCUUUAACAGAAAAAUGUGGCCCCAAAUGUUCCGUGGACGGCGUCCACGUGGACGAAACCGCCUACGACGCCGCCGCGCAAAUCCUCCUCAACGCCUUGGCUUCGUUAUGGGACGUGAAAAUCCCAAACUUUCGAUUCAGCAGCAAAAGGAAUCAAAGCCGAAAAAGUUCAUCGAAUUCGCAAGAAAAGGACGACAACAACUCUCUCGUCGUCGUCGAUCCGGAGGAGGAUUCGGAGUACGAGCCUCUCGAUUUCAAAGAGCCGUCCGAAAAACUAGAAUAG